This is a messenger RNA of Armigeres subalbatus, 2388 nucleotides long. RefSeq names its product zinc finger protein Xfin-like. Gene Ontology annotation, biological process: regulation of transcription by RNA polymerase II. Gene Ontology annotation, cellular component: nucleus. NCBI's taxonomy places the organism in Eukaryota, Metazoa, Arthropoda, Insecta, Diptera, Culicidae. Gene Ontology annotation, molecular function: zinc ion binding; RNA polymerase II cis-regulatory region sequence-specific DNA binding; DNA-binding transcription activator activity, RNA polymerase II-specific. The coding region runs from base 139 to 1665 and encodes 508 amino acids. The transcript is spliced from 2 exons. The record is from RefSeq and is a predicted model, not a curated record.
GCAUCGUGCAUGUGUCAUCGUCAUCCGUCAACUGCAGCAGCAGUUGCCUUGCCAGGAAUUGUGAGAAAAUUUUGUUUUUAGCAGAUAAAUUAGAGGACAAAAUUAGAAUAAAACAAUUUACAAUUGUGCACAUGUACCAUGGAAGACGACUAUCUGAUUGUCCCAAGCGGCCCACCGGAGUCCUACUGCCGGCUGUGCCUCUCCGAGGCCAAUGUUGAGGUCCUACUCGUCGUUCCGGAUGGAUUUGUGCAACCGAAUCAGCGACUGGUGGACCUGAUCAAGCGAUAUGUAGAAAUUGGUCUGUACCCGUCGGUGGACAGCCCGUGCGGAAUUUGCAGCACUUGCCGAAUGAUGCUGGAAGAAUUCGAACUGUUCCGCGAACGGUGCCUACGGUGCGAUUAUGUCCUUACCGGGAAAGAGCGCCACGUACCGUUCGAGUGUACUGAAUGUCCGAGUAAGUUCCGGUUCAAAGUCGAGUUUGAACGGCAUUGGAAAUCCAAUCACGAGCAGUUCUUCUUGUGUGAUCUGUGCCCGGCUGGAUUUUCAACGCAGGGCAUGCUGGAUCUUCACCGAGAACAGUAUCACAUUGCCAAUGCUUGUGAGGGAUUGCACUGCACUUGCUGUCCGCGGGUUUUUGCCGACAACAAUCAGCUCCAAUUUCAUAUCCAACUGUUGCAUACUUCGACAGUAACAACAGGGGAUUUUAUUUCUCCGCCAGCGAAAAAAAGUAAACCGGCCAAGAAACCUAAAGCCUCCAAGCCUGUGCAGCAGGAUCCCAAAAACCCUGAUAGACCGUAUGAAUGUAAGGCUUGUCGAAUCAGAUUUAGUUUUAUCGGUUCUUUGACUCGUCACUUAGCUGAAAAGCAUAAAAAUUUUACCCGCGUUACAAAAAAGAGGAAAAAUGCAGUUAAACCAAUUCCGGAACAAGCGGAAAUGCCAUUGCUGUUGAUUCAUGAACCGGAUCCUUCUCCAUCCGUUGCAACUAUCAACACGGAGCCGACAUUCAUGGAAACAAAUAAUCACCAAAUUCCAAUCGAAAAUGAUCCAGAAGAAACCUACGAACAAGCUCAAGUGAUGGAGGAUUCUGAACAUCCUGUGGUCCAUCCAUUUGUCAUUGCUUUAACUCGUUUGGAUCCUAACUUGAUAGCUCCCGUACCCUAUUCGGAAAUUCCCUUGGGAAAAUUCUACCAUGCCUUACAAAGACAAACAGAACCGAUUGCAGGGGACCUGAUGGAUGACGAAAUUAUGAAGAACUACCCCUCAUACACGAAAAAGGUCAUCAAAAAAGUCCAGUGCGAGAUUUGCUUCUUGGAAUUUGCGGAAAAACGUCACCUGGAUCGGCACAAAACGAUCAUACACGAGGGAAAUUUCCACACUUGUCCGGAGUGUUUCCGACAGUUCCCGGACAAGAGCAGCUUGGACCGCCACAGCUAUCUGCACACCAACGAUUUUCCCUUUGUGUGCGACGAGUGCCCACUGGGCUUCGUCCGGCUCGGGUUGCUGAACAAGCACAAGGAAAAGUCCCACUAUCCGGGAGCCCCCAAACAGGAGCUGUUCUACUGUCCGUACUGUAGUCGCCCGUUCAACGCUAAGGCACAGAUCAGGUCCCACAUUAUGUUCCUGCAUAGUGACCGGUCCGAUGAUGUUUAUAAUCUAUCAUACUAAUAUCCUGCUCGUAUAUAUGUUUUGAAAGCAUUGUUCAAUUAUUUUAUGGUGUCAUCCACAAAUUAUGUAAAGAUAAAUUUUGUAUAUGUUCGUGGAAGGCAAAUCCAACCCAAAAAAUAGUUUACAUAAAUUGUGUAGGUUUAUUUCUGAUGCUUUGGAAACAAUUCAAACAUUAUCCUGACAACAGAUCUGACAGCUGCAUAGAAAGAAAAGGAAUUUAAUUUCACCGAGAGAAGCAGACCUGCGAACCAGCUCUUGGGCCGAAGAGAAUGGCGAAUAAUUGGUGCGAGCUGAUAUGGAACAUCUGGAUAAUAUAGCACAAAAUAUACAGAUCAAGAUUUAUUUUCAUUCUGCAUACAUCAACGUAUAGGGUAACGGUAGGUUUUCUCGACAGAGUUCCUAUACUCUGAAAAGCUUCAACAUGAUCCUGUGUGCCGGUCGCUCGAGAAUUAAUGAAGAACCUAGCCAGUUGAAGCUGAAUUAACAACUUUACCAUAGGCAAUACCUGUCGGUUACUUAUAGCCUAUUCAGAUUACGAGCUUUAUUACGUGUUAAAGUGGAGAAAGAAAAUUUAAUGUGCAUUGGCAUCAAGCUACUCUUUAUCAUAUAAUAAAUGGCGUAAUAAAAAUAGGCUAUUACGUUGUGUUUAUCUCGGUUAUAAUGGUAAAUAUUAAAUUAAAAAUAAUUUGUCAAAAUAUAAAAUAAACAUGGCACGCAAAAGUA